AAAACCAUCAAAGUUUCUGCCCAACAAAUCACCUGAGUCUCAUCUCUCUCACCAAAUCCUUUCAAAGUGCCCUUAUAUAUACCAAGCACUCCCCCAAAGCUUCUCCAUUACUUUCCCUCUCUGCAACUCCUUCAACUUUGUGGUGUUAUCUUGUGCAAUUAUGGCAAAGAAUGUGGCUGGGUCUCCCCUUGAGAGAAAUGGGUUGGCCUCAUUUGACCAAAAGCUGGCCAUGGCCAAGCGCUGCUCUCAUGAGGGCGUAGUUGCAGGAGCCAAGGCUGCAGUUGUUGCCAGCAUUGCCACUGCCAUACCCACUAUGGCUAGCGCAAAAUGGCUGCCCUGGGCAAAGGCCAAUCUCAAUCACACUGCUCAAGCUCUCAUCAUCUCUACAGCGGCAGGAGCGGCCUAUUUCAUAGUUGCGGACAAGACAGUGUUGGCGUCGGCUCGCCGCAACUCCCUCAAGAAACCCUGCUUCUCCGACGUAUGAAUUUGAAUAUCUAGUAUUGAUGUAAACCCAGCUCUCUAUAAUCCAUGAGCAAACCUGUUAUGUAAAUUUACCAUCUUCUAAGUACUAAAUAAACGUGUGUUUCUGUUCUAAGCAGUCA
Messenger RNA from Vitis riparia (riverbank grape), 602 nucleotides. RefSeq names its product early nodulin-93-like. The record is from RefSeq and is a predicted model, not a curated record. Lineage: Eukaryota; Viridiplantae; Streptophyta; Magnoliopsida; Vitales; Vitaceae. The transcript has 4 exons. The coding region runs from base 161 to 484 and encodes 107 amino acids.